Molecule: messenger RNA, 561 nt
Organism: Trichomonas vaginalis G3
Lineage: Eukaryota; Parabasalia; Trichomonadida; Trichomonadidae
Product: organellar and viral DNA polymerase type B
Exons: 1
Coding region: 1-561 (186 amino acids)
Source: RefSeq, a predicted model, not a curated record
AUGAAUGAAGUAUUUUGCACUGCUGAGGAUAUGGGCUUAAGUAUCUUUUACCAGGACUGUGAUAGCAUGCAUAUUUUCAAUGAAGACAUACCACGUUUAGCUCAUGAAUUUAAGAAUAGAUACGGUCGCGAAUUAAUAGGAAAGAAUUUAGGUCAGUUUCAUUCAGAUUUUGCAGAAAUCACAAAAGAUAAACAAAGUUUAGCUUACAAGUCGAUAUUUUGUGGAAAGAAGACUUACAUAGACCUUUUAAUAAAUGACAUUGGUGAAGUUGCAUUUCAUGCACGUAUGAAAGGCGUAAAACAAGAUGUCAUUGCUUUAACCGCUAACGAAAUGUUUCCUGACGCAGUACAAUGCUAUUAUAAUGAAGAUAAGAACAUUCAUAUUCCUGUUGGAAAAUAUGAUAAAGAUUCUGAGUUCAGUAUAAUGAAAUUAUAUCAAGCCCUUCACGAUGGUCAGGAAAUCGCAUUUGAUUUAUGCAAAUCAACAGCACCCUGUUUUGAAGAGAAGUUUAACUUUUCAAUAACGACUAAAAAUACUUUCAUAAGGAAAUUAAAGUUCUGA